AUAAGAACGGUCUUCGUUUGUUUGUACACAAGCAUGUCGAUGUGACAGAGGUAAUCUCGCACCACAACCAAAAUGGUCGGUUUAUUCAUAUACUCAGUGUUGUUUUCAUUGGUAACCAGUGCGACUCUGAAAACAACAGUCUACAUUCCAUACAAAGAUGGCUACGUAUACGAAGACCUUGGGCACAGAUUCAUAAUUUCGGAUACACACGGCGGGUGCUAUUUCUGGCCAAUGACAAAAGAGGAAGCUCGAGAUGGGUUAACGCCGUCAGCAUUACGAGCAGCAGAGGCUAUAUUCUUUCAAGCCCUUGAGAAAGGGGUGAACCUGUACCCGCUGAGUCGCCACAACAUCAACCACUUAGCAGCCCACGUGGUCAGCGCGUGUUUGAGGAAGAAGAAAUACCUUGUGGACAGAGAUGGCAACGGAUUCACUGAUCUGUCCAAGGUCAAACUCCAGGGUUCUCUUCCGGUUAAUAUGACUGUCAUACUUGGUAGGACGGCACUGGUUGGCUGACCAAGAACCAGACGACAGCUUUCCAUCCACCACAAUCAGUUUUUAUUAUUAAUACUUUCUGUCAAGAAAUAUAUGGCUUAAAUCUAUUGCCAGGUAUUAAUUAUGCAGUGGAUAUAUUUACAAAAAACAACAACAAAAACCAGCAGUUUAUUAAUUAUGCAGUGCAUGGUUACAUUUACAAGAAAAACACAGCAUUGACGGUUUCAAAUUGGAUACGGUAGAAUUUCCUAGAAAAAACACAGCAUUGACGGUUUCAGAUUUGUACGGAAGAAGAUUCUGUGAUGUAAACAAUUGCCGUUAUAAUAAAAUUGAUAAAAAUUUAAA
Gigantopelta aegis is the source of this 837-nucleotide messenger RNA. RefSeq lists its product as uncharacterized. Bases 73 to 513 code for a protein of 146 amino acids. Lineage: Eukaryota; Metazoa; Mollusca; Gastropoda; Neomphalida; Peltospiridae. The record is from RefSeq and is a predicted model, not a curated record. The transcript is spliced from 5 exons.